Molecule: messenger RNA, 1764 nt
Organism: Trifolium pratense (red clover)
Lineage: Eukaryota; Viridiplantae; Streptophyta; Magnoliopsida; Fabales; Fabaceae
Exons: 2
Coding region: 119-1045 (308 amino acids)
Source: RefSeq, a predicted model, not a curated record
AGGCACCACAACCACAACUAUCUCAUAGGCACCAACACCACAACUAUAUAUCUUCGAUAUUAGUUUUACAGACUAUUCUCAUAGGCACCAACACCACAACUAUCUUCAAUAUUGUUGAAUGAUGGCAUCCCACACUACCCUUGAAGAAAAAUUUGAUGAGCUACAAAAAGCAGAGGAAACACCCCAAAUUUCAGCACCAAAGAUACAAAAAGUGCCAGAAUAUCUUAGAAACAGAAAAGAAUUUAAGAAGUAUUAUUUACCCAGGUUGAUGUCAAUAGGUCCUGUCCAUCAUGACAAUGCAAAUCUCAAGUUAGGAGAGAAGUACAAGCUUAUGUGGGCAGCACAAUACAUCAACAAAUAUACCAGCAAAAUUGCACAUGAUCUACACAAAAAAAUUUUAGAUAAAAUUGAUGAAUUGAAGGGUCUUUUUGCCGAGGAUGUUUUAACUGCUACCGGAGAGUCUCUAAAAGGCUUCAGUUGCCUUGACGAAAAGUUGUCAUGGAUUUUGUUCAUAGAUGGAUGUUCUCUGCUGUAUUUCUUGGCGGCGGCAAUGAAUGCCGACGAUAAUCCAGAGGAAAUUUUGAAUAUUAAGCAUGCUCAACUAUUUCCUGUGACGAUGGAUGUACUUUUGUUGGAGAAUCAACUUCCUUAUCUUGUACUGAAGCUGUUGUGGGAAAAAGAUGAUCAGCAUGAAUUGAUAGAUAUCAUGAAGAAUUUCCUCAAAGAUAAACAUUGGACACCAGAAAAUGAGACUAAAUCUGAUAAUUCGGUCACACCAGAUAAUAACAUGACUUUGAGUUCAGUCAGGUCACGCAUUCAAGCUUGUUUUUCGGUUCAGAAGAAGAAGAAGAAGAAGAAGAAGAAGAAGAAGAAGAAGAAGAAGAAGAAGAAGAAGAAGAAGAAGAACAACAACAACAACAACAACAUAGUGUAUCAAUACCGAAUGAGUCUGAGUUACCAACUCAUCUUCUUGAUCUUCAGCGUAAAAUCAUCCUCUCCAAAUCUUCUUCCAAGAUCACUAAAGGCAACGAAGCUGACAGCAUGAAUAAAGGUCAUAAGAGUUCAAAGAAAAACACCAGGAUGAUGACAUAUAGGAACGUACAAGAUCUAAGAAAAGUAGGAAUAAAACUUGAGCCACGUGAGAUACAAGGGCCAAUCGACAUAGUUUUGCAGCGCUGCAAAACUGACUCUCCCUGAAAUGAUUGUUGAUGACAUCACAGCCUCUACAUUCCUCAAUCUAAUAGCGUAUGAGAUGUGUCCUGAUUUUGAUACUUGCUAUGAGAUAAGUUCUUUUGUAUCUUUCAUGGACUUGCUCAUUGACAAUGCUGAAGAUGUGAGAAUAUUGAGAAGAAAAGGGAUUUUGCUCAAUUGCCUUGGUAGUGAUGAGGAAGCUGCACAUCUUUUCAAUAUCAUAAGUACCGACAUGUGGGAUUAUUAUAAACUUACAUAUCCUAUAGUUAGAGCCCAAAUACAUGAGCAUUACUACAAUAAAUACAAGACUUGGAUAGCACUGGGUAUUCACACCUAUUUCAACAAUCCUUGGACCUUUAUUGCCUUCCUAGCUGCCUUUAUGGCAUUGACUCUUACUUUUGUUCAAACAUGGUUUACUGUUAAACAGUCUAAGAAAUAAAUGUGUUUUGUUGUGCCAAUGUUGUUUAUUUAGAGUGUGUGCAGGUAAUAGUCGUCGUCUAGUAAGACAAUUACAACUAGUGUACUUCUUCUCUAUAGGCUAUGUGGACUUUAUUUAUGAAUUUUCGGGUUAAA